Messenger RNA from Aspergillus ruber CBS 135680, 1050 nucleotides. RefSeq lists its product as uncharacterized. NCBI's taxonomy places the organism in Eukaryota, Fungi, Ascomycota, Eurotiomycetes, Eurotiales, Aspergillaceae. The transcript has a single exon. The coding region runs from base 1 to 1050 and encodes 349 amino acids. The record is from RefSeq and is a predicted model, not a curated record.
AUGCCAACCGUCUUACUUCCUUCGUCGGCCGCUGCCUUCGCGCCUCGGUCGUCGCCUAAUGUCGUCUUGAAUCGCAAAGUUGAGCCAUGGCUAACAGCUGCACUCAAGCGUGUUAACCGGGUCAAGCGUCCACUAAACAAUGUCACCCAGCAUACGCGAUGUCUGACCGAGACCCUGUCGUCGACCAACGCCAUCUGGACUCUCUGCUCCAUGAUGUUUCCCAAAGCCCCCGAGGCGGAGCUUCGCAAGGACGAAGAUCCCCUUGUUGAGGGGUUGUUCAACUAUCAGAUGAUCCACGUUGAGGCGUACGUUGUCCAUGUCGAUAUGGUGUCGCAGAACGAAGUCGCUUUCAAGUUAACCCCCGAGACGAUCGAAUCCUUGGUUGACUUCCAUCGGGAUAUCUAUUGCACUGACGCCAACGCCAACACAUGGGACUGGCCAGAGAAAGGGAAACAGUUGAAAAAGAUGCAGGAGGAGUUCAAUCAAGCCGCCAACAAGUUUGUCUACCGUACCAACGCCCAUGCCCUUGAAGGGAUUGAAGAGGAUGGGGCCGGAGAGCUACUGGGAGGAAGGAGUGAGGAGGCAAAGAAUGCCAUCUCGAACCUCUUCGUUCCCUUGCUUCCCCCUCCACCGCGCACCAAUCCGAUGGACCUGCUGCGACCGACUCCGUUUCUGCCUAGCUCGACGGGUCCCGAGACGUGGUGGCAAGAUCUUAUUCCUCAACCGGUUUCCUCUAUGUUCUCGUCCGGCGCAACCACAGCCGCCACCACAGCCGAUUCGAAUCCCAACCUGUGGGCCGGUUUGGGCGGCUUGAAUGACCUUCAGUUUGCCUCCCCAACACCGUCAUACAGCCAACCCUACACCACGACGGCGCCGUACAACACUACGCAGUACUACCCGACGACAGUUGCUGCCACGACAGCCCCUAUCGCCCCGCUCCCACUUCCCAGUAUGCUCGUGCAGCCUUGCAGCACGGCGGCAAGCAUGGUAGGCUUCGGAUGGGGUGAGCGGUACCAGGAUUUCGCGUUGCCGUACGGGGCCACGAUGUAA